Molecule: messenger RNA, 845 nt
Organism: Prorocentrum cordatum
Lineage: Eukaryota; Dinophyceae; Prorocentrales; Prorocentraceae
Source: the annotation of a GenBank genome assembly
GACAAGUGUGGUGCGCGCCGGGGCGUGCCGCGACUAACCACAAUCCGGCAAGUUGCUCCGGGGCCGCCCUGCUUGCGAACCAGUCGCAGCUCGAGCAGAGCCUGACGGCUGAGUCGUACCCGCACAUCAAUCCCUCCGGCUGCAGCGGGGGCUGCGAUUGCGACUGGCUUUCCACCGACAACUGCCAGGACAAGGAGUGGUGCUGCGCCGAGGCGUGCCGCGACUACUACCACAAUCCAGCAGGUUGCUCUGGGGCCGCCCUGCUUGCGAACCAGUCGCAGCUCGAGCAGAGCCUGACGGCUGAGUCGUACCCGCACAUCAAUCCCUCCGGCUGCAGCGGGGGCUGCGAUUGCGACUGGCUCUCCACCGACAACUGCCAGGACAAGGAGUGGUGUUGCUCCGGGGCCGCCCUGCUUGCGAACCAGUCGCAGCUCGAGCAGAGCCUGACGGCUGAGUCGUACCCGCACAUCAAUCCCUCCGGCUGCAGCGGGGGCUGCGAUUGCGAUUGGCUCUCCGCCGACAACUGCCAGCUCGAGCAGAGCCUGACGGCUGAGUCGUACCCGCACAUCAAUCCCUCCGGCUGCAGCGGGGGCUGCGAUUGCGACUGGCUCUCCACCGACAACUGCCAGGACAAGGAGUGGUGCUGCGCCGGGGCGUGCCGCGACUACUACCACAAUCCGGCAGGUUGCUCCGGGGCCGCCCUGCUGGCGAGCCAGUCGCAGCUCGAGCAGAGCCUGACGGCUGAGUCGUACCCGCAUAUCAAUCCCUCCGGCUGCAGCGGGGGCUGCGAUUGCGACUGGCUCUCCACCGACAACUGCCAGGACAAGGAGUGGUGCUGCGCCGGG